Ectocarpus sp. CCAP 1310/34 is the source of this 1423-nucleotide messenger RNA. The record is from the annotation of a GenBank genome assembly. Lineage: Eukaryota; Phaeophyceae; Ectocarpales; Ectocarpaceae.
CUUUUCACAACACCACACCGCAUCUCGUAGAAGCGAGAGGCAAAGCACCAAACGGCGGCGGCAGUGGGGCGGCCGAUCGUCAGCCCAGGCUCGAUCGUCAUGUCUUCAGCAGGAACUGGAUCACGAGGUCGCGGAAACUACGGAAGGGCCGACAGAGGCAGGUCGGAUAGAAACAAAGCGCCCACACAGCAGCCGUUCCGGGCCUUAUGUGUGGAGGGCAUCAGAUCGCGGGACACAUGAGGAUCUCAUCGCAGUUAGUCUCGACCUGAAUUCUUAUGGAUUUGAAUACUUCUGCGCUCAUUGCGAUCAAUUGGAGGAGAGGCUCGAGCGGCGAGUAAGUUACGAUAGCCACGGCACAGUGGGCAACAGAGGCGUGAGUGGGAAAGAGCCGAGUUCAAGCCGUGGUAGCUCCCAGAAUCCAUACAUGAGCUCACAAGUAGCAGCCGCAGCCGCAGCAGCAGCAGCAGAAGCAUCCGCUGGAACUGGAGUCCCCCACGCAGCAGGAGCAGAAGUAGCAGCAACACUGUCGGGUGGCAUAUCUGGAGCUGGUGCCGGAUCCUCAGCCGAUGAUUUACGUGACGUGGGCGCCGGUGACGCUUGCGGCGUGGGCGCCUCGUCGUCGGCAGCCAGUAGAUAUACGGAGGAAGAACCCAUGGACGUAGAUGAAGAGUGUGUCGACGGAGAAGAAGCGCCGGAGGAAGAGGCAAAGGAGGGAGAUCGGGAGUUAUGGAUGAAUGUCGAGUUACAAACUGCCAUUGCGAAACAAGCGAGGAUGGUCUUGGACACUCUCCCCAAGAUAGCCGGCAACGGCACGCUGACUCCACCACAGUCGAUGAAGGAGCGGCAUCUGCCGCCCAAGUAUGUAGCGGCAGCGUUUAAUCGACUUUUCCCUGACGCCCCGACAUGCCGGCCCGCAGACAGCCCGGAGAAGCGCGCCGCUGCGGCGAUGAAAGCGGCACNGAAGGAGCGGCAUCUGCCGCCCAAGUAUGUAGCGGCAGCGUUUAAUCGACUUUUCCCUGACGCCCCGACAUGCCGGCCCGCAGACAGCCCGGAGAAGCGCGCCGCUGCGGCGAUGAAAGCGGCACAAAAUACGCGCGGUACCCGACGUUGGCAGGGUGGUGGUUCCGUUGGCGGGCAGGUAUUCCUGCACGGCCUCAGGGUGCCCUCUCGUCUUGGAAAGUGCCAAGAAGGCGGCCAACAAAAAAAAGUGGUUAUUGCGGAUGACGGGUGGGACGAGGCCACCAUCCGCGAGCAUUGCCCAAACGGCGCUUCCUUUACCACAAUGGACGACAGGUACAUGCAGUUGCUACCUGAGGAGAUUGUCUCGCGAUUGCUUUUUCGCUACUUUAGGCAAAAUGGCACGUCAGAGACUCUACUGGACCAAGUGAGGGCGACGGAGGGCGAUCUGCAGGUGCAACCCUAA